GAGUUGCAGCGUAAGCUAAAAUUUUAAUCAGGAAAACCGCAUGCUCAGCCAGGGAUUAGAUCCAAAAUCUAAACAAUAUGAUAUCAGGUAGCUUUCCACGUUUUCAGAGCUUGACUGGUGGAGUCCAAUCCCUAUCUUUGCUGACUUGCAGGUGAACAAGCACAUAUAGCAUAAUCAUAUUACCAGACCAGCCGAUGGUAACUGUUUCGAGUACGUCUUUUCAAUAAACAAAAUCGUCAUAUCAUAUUAUAUUGAAUAUUCGGAUGCCAUCUGCAAAUAAAUUCAACAUGGGCAAUGCCCAUGUCAUAGCCGCGGUCAGAUUAUAUUCUAAGUCAGAGAAGGAAGUUUUAGCCCUGGGACAUGAACAGGGACAAGUUAUGGCGGAUAGUGGGAGUUUUAGCCCUUGGUCAACUGGUCUCGCUCUGCAUGACUGGGGCCAGCUUCGCUUCUUCCGCCCUAGCGGAUCUAGGGGUUGAUGCACCUGUUACUCAGUCUUUUGUGAUUUACAUCUUUCUAGCUCUGAUCUAUGGCUGUGUACUCCUAUAUCGUGGUCAAAGGUUACGGGUUUCGUGGUAUUGGUAUAUUUUAUUGGGAUUUGUUGAUGUUGAGGGAAAUUAUCUUGUUGUGAAGGCAUACCAGUAUACAUCAAUUACUAGUGUGACGUUGCUGGACUGCUGGACCAUUCCAUGGGUUAUGAUUCUUACUCGAUUAUUUAUCAAGACAAAAUAUAAAAUUUGGCAGUAUUGUGGCGCUGUUAUCUGCAUUGCUGGGCUCAUUGUUGUAUUUUUCUCGGAUUCGAGCACGACUGUGACAGGUGGUUCCAAACCAAUUUUAGGCGAUGUACUUGUUAUUGCAGGGACUAUCUUCUAUGCACUAAGCAAUGUCGGUGAGGAGUUCUGUGUAAAGAAGAGAGACCGUGUUGAGGUUGUUGCUAUGCUUGGGAUUUUUGGAGCACUGAUAAGUGGAAUCCAACUAUUGAUAUUUGAGAGAAAGGAGCUAGAAUCACUUGAUUGGUCCUUCAAUAUUGUUAUUCUCUUCCUUGGGUUUGGAGUAUCAAUGUUUGCAUUCUAUACAUUUGUGCCUUUCCUUCUACAGAUGAGUGGAGCAACCCUUUUUAAUCUUUCACUUUUGACUUCUGAUAUGUGGGCAGUAAUUAUUCGUAUAUUCUUUUAUCAUCAAGGGGUUAAUUGGUUAUACUUUCUUUCUCUUGGAAUUGUAAUAGUUGGCCUUACCAUAUAUUCUUUAUAUACUGACCAAGAUAUGACUACUUCAAGCGUUGGUUAUGAGAAUGAUCAAAUUGAUAGCAUACCAUACGCACAACUCAAUCAAGAGAGAGAAGCUAGUCUAGAAAGCAUAAAUGUAAAUCAAAAUUAGCAAACUGCACUUUAUUUUCUUCUAUUGAAGACAAACUCUAAACAAAUUCAUUUCAAGACAACUUAAAUGAAACUUUCAUCUCUUACUUCGAUAUUUUGACAAAAUAUAAUUUGAUGUUAUACUAUCUAAUAUAACACACUGCGUUUUAAGUUU
Molecule: messenger RNA, 1527 nt
Organism: Cryptomeria japonica (Japanese cedar)
Lineage: Eukaryota; Viridiplantae; Streptophyta; Pinopsida; Cupressales; Cupressaceae
Exons: 11
Coding region: 361-1374 (337 amino acids)
Biological process (GO): transmembrane transport
Cellular component (GO): membrane
Molecular function (GO): transmembrane transporter activity
Source: RefSeq, a predicted model, not a curated record